This is a messenger RNA of Vidua macroura (Pin-tailed whydah), 10725 nucleotides long. RefSeq lists its product as uncharacterized. The transcript has 7 exons. NCBI's taxonomy places the organism in Eukaryota, Metazoa, Chordata, Aves, Passeriformes, Viduidae. The coding region runs from base 7 to 10725 and encodes 3572 amino acids. Gene Ontology annotation, biological process: homophilic cell-cell adhesion. Gene Ontology annotation, molecular function: calcium ion binding. The record is from RefSeq and is a predicted model, not a curated record. Gene Ontology annotation, cellular component: plasma membrane.
GUGGAGAUGUGCGCGGCGGGGAGGCGCUGGGGCCGGCGGCAGCGAGCUCUGCUCUGGGCCGUCCUGCUGGCGGCGUGGGAGGCGGCGUGGGGGCAGCUGCGCUACUCCGUGCCCGAGGAGAUGCCCAAGGGCUCGUUCGUGGGCGAUGUGGCCAAGGACCUGGGGCUGCAGCUGCCGGAGAUCAGGGACCGGAGCGUUCAUAUCUUGGACAAAGGUAGGACGCAGUAUUUCGCUUUGCACGGGAAUACGGGACAUUUAGUGACGGCGGAGAGGAUCGACAGAGAGCAGCUGUGCGACAGUGUGCAGCAAUGCGUGCUGCGCUGUGAGGUGAUAGUGGAGGGACAGAUGCAGGUUUAUGGGAUCCAAGUGGAAAUCACGGACAUUAAUGACAACUCUCCGAGCUUUCGAGAGGCAGAAACAGCGCUGAAAAUAAUCGAAACGACAGCCCCGGGUUCGAGCUUUCACCUUCCAGACGCUCAUGAUCCGGACUCGGGCCGGAAUUCCCUGCAGAGCUACGAGCUGAGCGGUGACGAGCACUUCUCGCUGGCCGUGCAGGCGGGCCCCGGCGGCGAUCAGCGUCCCGAGCUGGUGCUGGCGAAGGCGCUGGACCGGGAGGAGGCGGCGUUUCACGAGCUGGUGCUGAGGGCGAUGGACGGCGGCGAUCCAGCACGGACGGGCACGGCUCGGAUCCGCGUGACGGUGCUGGACGCGAACGACAACGCGCCCGUGUUCAGCCAGGCGGAGUACACGGUGCGUGUGCCCGAGGACGUGCCCGUGGGCUCUGUCCUCGUCACCGUUACUGCAAAUGACGCCGACGAAGGGUUAAACGGCCACAGGCAAUAUUCCUUUAAGAAAAUCACAGAGAAAGCCUCGCAGAUUUUUCAGCUGGACCUCGACACGGGAGCGAUCGCGUUGACACGUAACUUAGACUUCGAAGACGUCAAAUGCUAUGAGCUGGACGUACAGGUUCGAGACGGCGGGGACCUUUCCGACAUAGCAAAAGUCGUGGUCACUGUGACAGACGUCAACGACAACGCACCUGAACUCACAGUAUCGUCGGCCCUGGUUGAGAUCUCUGAGGAUGUUCCGCCCGGAACCGUGGUAGCUCUGCUGCAUAUGCGGGACCAGGACUCAGGGGCCAACGGAGAGGUGCGCUGCUCGCUCGAUGGGAAUGUCCCGUUCCGCCUGGAGAAGUCCUUUGAUGAAUACUAUCGUAUCGUGACCGCGAGAGAGCUGGACCGGGAGCAGGUGUCGGAGUACAACGUGACGGUGCGGGCGGCCGACGGCGGGUCGCCGCCGCUGCAGAGCAGCGCGGUGCUGGCGCUGCGGGUGCUGGACGUGAACGACAACGCGCCGGUGUUCGCGGAGGAGCGCUACAGCGCGCGGCUGGCGGAGAACAACGCGGCGGGCGCGCUGGUGCUGACGGUGCGCGCCACGGACGCGGACUGGGGGCAGAACGCGCGCGUGCGCUACCGGCUGGCGGAGGGGCGGGUGCGGGGCGCGCCGCUGUCGUCGUACGUGUCGGUGCAGGCGGAGACGGGCGCGCUGUACGCGCUGCGCUCCUUCGACUACGAGCAGCUGCGCGAGCUGCAGCUGUGGGUGCGUGCGGAGGACGGCGGCGCGCCGGCGCUGAGCAGCAACGUGUCGGUGCGGCUGCUGAUCGUGGACGAGAACGACAACGCGCCGCAGGUGCUGUACCCGCCACAGGCGGCGGCGGCGGCAGCGGCGGGCUCGGGCGCCGUGUGGUCGGGCGUGGAGCUGGCGCCGCGCUGGUCGGAGGCCGGCGCGCUGGUGGCCAAGGUGGUGGCGGUGGACGCGGACGCGGGGCAGAACGCGUGGCUGUCGUACGAGCUGGCCAAGGCCACGGAGCCGGGGCUGUUCCGCGUGGGGCUGCACAGCGGCGAGGUGCGCACGGCGCGCUCGCCGCUGGCCCGCGACGCGGCGCGCCAGAGCCUGGUGGUGCUGGUGAAGGACCACGGGCGGCCGGCGCUGUCGGCCACGGCCACGCUGAGCGUGGUGCUGGCCGAGAGCGUGGCCGAGCUGCUGGCCGAGCUGGGCAGCGCGGCCGACGAGGCGGCGGCGCCGGGCGAGCCGGCCGCCGGCCUGACGCGCUGGCUGGUGCUGGCCGUGGCCGCCGUGUCGUGCCUCUUCGUGGCCUUCCUGCUGCUGCUGCUGGCGCUGCGCCUGCGCCGCUGGCGCCGCCAGCAGCUGCUGCCGGCGGACAGCGGCGCCCUGCGCGGCGUGCCCGUGUCGCACUUCGUGGGCAUCGACGGCGUGCGCGCCUUCCUGCAGUCCUACUCGCACGAGGUGUCGCUCACGGCCGACUCGCGCAAGAGCCAGCUGCGCUUCUCGGCCGGCAGCUGCUGCGACACCCUCCCGGCCCGGCCGCCGCCCGACGAGCCCGCGCCGCUGCUCGGGGACGACGAUCUUGCCGGCGCCCUCCCCGCGGAUCCCGCCCCUUCCUCGGUGGUCAUAAUUGUUGGCGCGGCGGCGCCUCCGGGUGCCGCUGUUGGCCGCCGCCGAGCGGCGCUGGAGCCGCCGCCGCCGCCGCCGCAGCGUCCUGCCCCCGCAGGCUGCUCGCUCGCCCGGCGCCGGCCACAGCGGCAGCGGCUCCGCCACCAGCAGCAGCAGCAGCAGCGGCGGCGGCGAGAGGCGUCCCGAGCGGGCUGGCUGCGCUGCGGCGGCCCCUGCGCUGUGUGGCGAGAGCGGCUGGAAGGGAGGCAGGGCAGCGGCGGGAGGCAGGAGCGCGGCGAGCGCAGGCGGCGGAGAAUGGCGGUGAGGCGGCGGCAGAGGCGCGGGCCGGGCGGCGGGCGAGCGCUGCUGGCCGCGCUGCUGCUGUGCGUGUGGUGCCGGGCGGCGGCCGAGCGGGUCCGCUACGCCAUCCCCGAGGAGCUGGGCAGAGGCUCGCUCGUGGGGCCGCUGGCGCGGGACCUGGGGCUCAGCGCGGACGAGCUGCCGGCGCGCAAGCUGCGGCUGAGCGAGGAGAAGCAAUUCUUCACGGUGAAUGAGGAGAACGGGAACCUGUACGUGAACGAGAGGCUGGACCGGGAGGAGAUGUGCGGCGAGUCGGCGACCUGCUCCGUCAGCUUCGAGGCGCUGGUGCACAACCCGCUGAAUGUUUUCCAUGUCGAGGUGGCGAUCGAGGAUGUGAAUGACAACUCCCCAGUCUUUAGCAAGGCUGUUCUGGACCUCGAGAUCGGUGAAUUAAUCCCUCCCGGUGCUCGGUUUCCCCUGGAGAUGGCGCGAGAUGCAGACUUAGGAAGCAACUCGCUGCUGACUUAUCAGCUCACCAGCAACCCGUCGUUCUCGCUAUCUUUGCACGAAAAGCCAGGUGGAAAGAAGCAGCCAGAAUUAGUGCUGGAGAGAGUGUUGGACCGGGAGAAGCAGAGCUCCUUUGACUUGGUACUGACGGCAGUGGAUGGUGGGGAUCCCGCUAGGUCCGGAACUGUCCAGGUUCUUAUCAACGUGACAGAUGCCAAUGACAACUCGCCCGUGUUCAGCAAAAGCCUCUACGAGGCGAGAGUGGAAGAGAAUUUGCCAGUGGAGUCAGUAGUGCUGCGGGUACGGGCGACGGAUGCUGACGCAGGCUCUAACGGGCAGGUAUCCUACUCCUUUGGCAGCGUCCCAGACGCCGUCCGGGUGUUGUUCACUAUCGACAGUGAGAGCGGGGAAGUUAGAACAGCGGGUCCUCUCGAUUUCGAGGAGAAGAAUAAAUACAUCUUUGGCGUAGAGGCAAGAGACGGCGGCGGGCUUACCAGUCACUGCGAAGUGCAGAUUGACAUCACCGACGAGAAUGACAACGCGCCCGAGAUUACGAUUCUAUCCCUGUCGAGUCCCGUGCCCGAGGAUGCCCCGAGUGGCACCGUGGUGGCCGUGCUGAAAGUGCGGGACAGAGACUCCGGUGAGAACGGUCAGGUGUCGUGCGAGCUGUCGGGAGAGGCGCCGCUGUCGAUCGUGGCGUCCUCGGGCGGCUCGUACAAGGUGGUGACGGCGGGCGCGCUGGACCGAGAGCAGGCGUCCGAGCAUCGCGUGACGGUGGUGGCCCGGGACCGGGGCAGGCCGGCGCUGUGGAGCAGCAGGGAGCUGGUGCUGGAGGUGUCGGACGUGAACGACAACGCGCCGGUGUUCGAGGAGGCGGCGUACAGCGCGUACGUGGCGGAGAACAACGCGGCGGGCGCGCUGGUGCUGCGCGUGCAGGCGCGGGACGCGGACGCGGGCGCCAACGGGCGCGUGAGCUACUGGCUGGCGGGCGGCAGCGCGGGCGCGGCGGGCGCGGCGCCGCUCGUGUCGGUGGAGGCGCGGAGCGGCGCGCUGUACGCGCAGCGCUCCUUGGACUACGAGCAGUGCCGCGAGUUCACGGUGGCGGUGCGGGCGCAGGACGGCGGCUCGCCGGCGCGCAGCUCCACGGCCACGGUGCGCGUCUUCGUGCUGGACCGCAACGACAACGCGCCGCGGGUGCUGUGGCCGGCGGCGGCGGCGGCGGCGGCGGGAGAGGCUGCGGGAGGGGCGGCGGCUCCUUUCGAGGUGGUGCCGCGUUCUGCCGAGGCCGGCUACCUGGUGGCCAAGGUGGUGGCGGUGGACGCGGACGCGGGGCGCAACGCGUGGCUGUCGUACGAGCUGGUGCAGGCGUCGGAGCCGGCGCUGUUCCGCGUGGGGCUGCACAGCGGCGAGGUGCGCACGGCGCGCGCCGUGUCCGAGCGGGACGCGGCCAAGCAGCGGGUGGUGGCCGUGGUGAAGGACCACGGGCAGCCGGCGCUGUCGGCCACGGCCACGCUGCACGUGGUGCUGGCCGAGAGCUUGCAGGAGGCGCUGCCGGAGCUGAGCGAGCGGGCGGCGGGCGCCGAGGCGGCGGCGGCGGCGGCCGAGCUGCAGUUCUACCUGGUGCUGGCGCUGGCGCUGCUGUCGGCGCUCUUGGUGCUGAGCGUGGCGCUGGCCGUGCUGGCGCGGCUGCGGCGGGCCGGGCCGCCCGCCGUGCUGCGCUGCCUGGGCGCGCAGCGCUUCUCGCUGGCCGGCGCCGCCUUCCCGGCCGACUUCUGCGAGGGCACCUUGCCCUACUCCUACAACCUGUGCGUGGCGGCGCCGGCCCGCGCCGUGCCCGAGGCCGCUUGGCCGCCACCGCCGGUGCCCAUCCUGUCGGCGGAGGAGCUUCUGGGCGGGGAUUCCUGCGAGAAGCCGAGCCCGAUGAAGAACAGCUUUUUGGGGGAGCCGCCCGCCGAAUCUGCUCUACCGCAGCUGCCCGUGUGCAAGGCAGGGCGGGCAGCGCUCGGCGCCUGCAGUGCCGGGAGGAGGCUGCGGGCGCCGCUGUUGACCGAGAGGAGCGAGAGGGAGCUCGGAGCGCUGCAGCCCCGCCCGCUGCGGAUCGGCUCGGCUGCUCGCUCCCUGUCCGAUCCUGCGAUGUGCGCGGCGGGGAGGCGCUGGGGCCGGCGGCAGCGAGCUCUGCUCUGGGCCGUCCUGCUGGCGGCGUGGGAGGCGGCGUGGGGGCAGCUGCGCUACUCCGUGCCCGAGGAGAUGCCCAAGGGCUCGUUCGUGGGCGACGUGGCCAAAGACCUGGGGCUGCAGCUGCCGGAGUUUCGAGACCGGGGCAUCCGUGUUGUCUCUGAAGGUAAUAUGCAGUAUUUCACUGCGAAGGGAAAGACGGGACAUUUAGUGACAGCAGAGAGGAUUGACAGAGAGCAGCUGUGCGAGCGUGUGCAGCAAUGCGUGCUGCGCUGUGAGCUGAUAGUGGAGGGGGAAAUGAAGUUUUAUGAAAUUGAAGUGGAAAUCACAGACAUUAACGAUAAUGCGCCUAGCUUCAAGGAGGCUGAACAGGAAGAGAGAAUAAGCGAGAUGACAGCCCCGGGGUCGCGGUUUCCCCUGGCCGAGGCUCACGACCCUGAUGCGGGCCGGAAUUCCCUGCAGAGCUACGAGCUGAGCGGUGACGAGCACUUCUCGCUGGCCGUGCAGGCGGGCCCCGGCGGCGAUCAGCGUCCCGAGCUGGUGCUGGCGAAGGCGCUGGACCGGGAGGAGGCGGCGUUUCACGAGCUGGUGCUGAGGGCGAUGGACGGCGGCGAUCCGGCACGGACGGGCACGGCUCGGAUCCGCGUGACGGUGCUGGACGCGAACGACAACGCGCCCGUGUUCAGCCAGGCGGAGUACACGGUGCGUGUGCCCGAGGACGUGCCCGUGGGCUCCACACUUCUCACUGUAACGGCCACGGACGCGGAUGAGGGUCUGAAUGGACACCUGAAAUACUCGUUAAAGAAAAUAACAGAAAGAGCUUCAAAGAUAUUCAAUCUGGACUCUGAGACUGGUGCGAUCACUCUGCUGAGAAGCCUGGACUUCGAGGAAGGCGAUUCGUACGACCUGGAGGUGCAGGCACGGGACGGAGGACAGCUUUUCGACACUGCCAAAGUCGUGAUCACCGUCACAGACAUAAACGAUAACGCACCAGUGAUUUCUGUACGGUCAGCGCUAAGUGAGAUUUCUGAGGAUUCCCCGUCUGGGACCGUGGUCGCCCUGCUGCAUGUGCAUGAUCGCGACUCGGGGGCCAACGGAGAAGUGCGGUGCUGGCUGGACAGGGAUGUCCCGUUCCGGCUGCAGAGCUCUCACGGCAGCUACUACCGCGUGGUGACAGCGAGAGAGCUGGACCGGGAGCAGGUGUCGGAGUACAACGUGACGGCGCGGGCGGCCGACGGCGGGUCGCCGCCGCUGCAGAGCAGCGCGGUGCUGGCGCUGCGGGUGCUGGACGUGAACGACAACGCGCCGGUGUUCGCGGAGGAGCGCUACAGCGCGCGGCUGGCGGAGAACAACGCGGCGGGCGCGCUGGUGCUGACGGUGCGCGCCACGGACGCGGACUGGGGGCAGAACGCGCGCGUGCGCUACCGGCUGGCGGAGGGGCGGGUGCGGGGCGCGCCGCUGUCGUCGUACGUGUCGGUGCAGGCGGAGACGGGCGCGCUGUACGCGCUGCGCUCCUUCGACUACGAGCAGCUGCGCGAGCUGCAGCUGUGGGUGCGUGCGGAGGACGGCGGCGCGCCGGCGCUGAGCAGCAACGUGUCGGUGCGGCUGCUGAUCGUGGACGAGAACGACAACGCGCCGCAGGUGCUGUACCCGCCACAGGCGGCGGCGGCGGCAGCGGCGGGCUCGGGCGCCGUGUGGUCGGGCGUGGAGCUGGCGCCGCGCUGGUCGGAGGCCGGCGCGCUGGUGGCCAAGGUGGUGGCGGUGGACGCGGACGCGGGGCAGAACGCGUGGCUGUCGUACGAGCUGGCCAAGGCCACGGAGCCGGGGCUGUUCCGCGUGGGGCUGCACAGCGGCGAGGUGCGCACGGCGCGCUCGCCGCUGGCCCGCGACGCGGCGCGCCAGAGCCUGGUGGUGCUGGUGAAGGACCACGGGCGGCCGGCGCUGUCGGCCACGGCCACGCUGAGCGUGGUGCUGGCCGAGAGCGUGGCCGAGCUGCUGGCCGAGCUGGGCAGCGCGGCCGACGAGGCGGCGGCGCCGGGCGAGCCGGCCGCCGGCCUGACGCGCUGGCUGGUGCUGGCCGUGGCCGCCGUGUCGUGCCUCUUCGUGGCCUUCCUGCUGCUGCUGCUGGCGCUGCGCCUGCGCCGCUGGCGCCGCCAGCAGCUGCUGCCGGCGGACAGCGGCGCCCUGCGCGGCGUGCCCGUGUCGCACUUCGUGGGCAUCGACGGCGUGCGCGCCUUCCUGCAGUCCUACUCGCACGAGGUGUCGCUCACGGCCGACUCGCGCAAGAGCCAGCUGCGCUUCUCGGCCGGCAGCUGCUGCGACACCCUCCCGGCCCGGCCGCCGCCCGACGAGCCCGCGCCGCUGAUCGGGGACGAGGAUCUUGCCGGCGCCCUCCCCGCGGAUCCCGCCCCUCCCUCGGCCAUCACCCAGAGGAACCUGCUGGGCAAUCAUCUGGAGGCUGUGAAAUGGCUGAGGAACAGGCUGGAGAGUCACCUCCAAAGAGUUACAGACAGUGGCUCCAUGUCCCGUGGCGCGGCGGCGCCUCCGGGUGCCGCUGUUGGCCGCCGCCGAGCGGCGCUGGAGCCGCCGCCGCCGCCGCCGCAGCGUCCUGCCCCCGCAGGCUGCUCGCUCGCCCGGCGCCGGCCACAGCGGCAGCGGCUCCGCCACCAGCAGCAGCAGCGGAGGCGGCGAGAGGCGUCCCGAGCGGGCUGGCUGCGCUGCGGCGGCCCCUGCGCUGUGUGGCGAGAGCGGCUGGAAGGGAGGCAGGGCAGCGGCGGGAGGCAGGAGCGCGGCGAGCGCAGGCGGCGGAGAAUGGCGGUGAGGCGGCGGCAGAGGCGCGGGCCGGGCGGCGGGCGAGCGCUGCUGGCCGCGCUGCUGCUGUGCGUGUGGUGCCGGGCGGCGGCCGAGCGGGUCCGCUACGCCAUCCCCGAGGAGCUGGGCAGAGGCUCGCUCGUGGGGCCGCUGGCGCGGGACCUGGGGCUCAGCGCGGACGAGCUGCCGGCGCGCAAGCUGCGGCUGAGCGAGGAGAAGCAAUUCUUCACGGUGAAUGAGGAGAACGGGAACCUGUACGUGAACGAGAGGCUGGACCGGGAGCAGAUGUGCGGCGAGUCGGCGACCUGCUCUGUCAGCUUCGAGGCGCUGGUGCACAACCCGCUGAAUAUUUUCCAAGUGGAGGUUGCGAUCGAGGACGUGAAUGACAACUCCCCAGUUUUCAGCAAGGCUGCUCUGGACCUCGAGAUCGGUGAAUGGACGCUUCCCGGUGCUCGUUUUCCCUUGGAAAUGGCACGAGAUGCAGACUUAGGAAGCAACUCGCUGCUGACUUAUCAGCUCACCAGCAACCCGUCAUUCAGUUUGUCAUUAAAAGAGAACCCCGGUGGUAAAAAGCAGCCGGAAUUAGUACUGGAGGGAGCACUGGAUCGGGAGAAGCAGAGCUCCUUUGAAUUGGUGCUCAUAGCUGUGGAUGGCGGGGAACCUGCGAGGUCUGGGACUGUCCAGGUUCGCAUCAACGUGACAGACGCAAAUGACAACCCGCCCGUGUUCAGCAAAAGCCUCUACGAGGCGCGAGUGGCAGAGAAUUUGCCAGUGGGGUCUGUGGUGCUGAAAGUAGCGGCUACGGAUGCGGACGCGGGCACCAACGGGCGAGUCUCCUACGCAUUCGGCAAUGUCCCUGAUGACGUCCCUUUGUUGUUCACUGUCAACAGCGACAGCGGGGAGGUCAGGACGUCGGGUCCCCUCGAUUUUGAGGACAAAAGUAAAUACAUCUUCGCCCUGGAGGCAAGAGACGGCGGCGGGCUUACCAGUCACUGCGAAGUGCAGAUCGACAUCAUCGACGAGAAUGACAACACCCCGGAGAUCACGAUUCUGUCCCUCUCGAGCUCCGUGCCCGAGGACGCGCCUGCCGGCACCGUGGUGGCCCUGCUGAAAGUCCGGGACCUGGACUCUGGGGAGAACGGUCAGGUGUCGUGCGAGCUGUCGGGAGAGGCGCCGCUGUCGAUCGUGGCGUCCUCGGGCGGCUCGUACAAGGUGGUGACGGCGGGCGCGCUGGACCGAGAGCAGGCGUCCGAGCAUCGCGUGACGGUGGUGGCCCGGGACCGGGGCAGGCCGGCGCUGUGGAGCAGCAGGGAGCUGGUGCUGGAGGUGUCGGACGUGAACGACAACGCGCCGGUGUUCGAGGAGGCGGCGUACAGCGCGUACGUGGCGGAGAACAACGCGGCGGGCGCGCUGGUGCUGCGCGUGCAGGCGCGGGACGCGGACGCGGGCGCCAACGGGCGCGUGAGCUACUGGCUGGCGGGCGGCAGCGCGGGCGCGGCGGGCGCGGCGCCGCUCGUGUCGGUGGAGGCGCGGAGCGGCGCGCUGUACGCGCAGCGCUCCUUGGACUACGAGCAGUGCCGCGAGUUCACGGUGGCGGUGCGGGCGCAGGACGGCGGCUCGCCGGCGCGCAGCUCCACGGCCACGGUGCGCGUCUUCGUGCUGGACCGCAACGACAACGCGCCGCGGGUGCUGUGGCCGGCGGCGGCGGCGGCGGCGGCGGGAGAGGCUGCGGGAGGGGCGGCGGCUCCUUUCGAGGUGGUGCCGCGUUCUGCCGAGGCCGGCUACCUGGUGGCCAAGGUGGUGGCGGUGGACGCGGACGCGGGGCGCAACGCGUGGCUGUCGUACGAGCUGGUGCAGGCGUCGGAGCCGGCGCUGUUCCGCGUGGGGCUGCACAGCGGCGAGGUGCGCACGGCGCGCGCCGUGUCCGAGCGGGACGCGGCCAAGCAGCGGGUGGUGGCCGUGGUGAAGGACCACGGGCAGCCGGCGCUGUCGGCCACGGCCACGCUGCACGUGGUGCUGGCCGAGAGCUUGCAGGAGGCGCUGCCGGAGCUGAGCGAGCGGGCGGCGGGCGCCGAGGCGGCGGCGGCGGCGGCCGAGCUGCAGUUCUACCUGGUGCUGGCGCUGGCGCUGCUGUCGGCGCUCUUGGUGCUGAGCGUGGCGCUGGCCGUGCUGGCGCGGCUGCGGCGGGCCGGGCCGCCCGCCGUGCUGCGCUGCCUGGGCGCGCAGCGCUUCUCGGUGGCCGGCGCCGCCUUCCCGGCCGACUUCUGCGAGGGCACCUUGCCCUACUCCUACAACCUGUGCGUGGCGGCGCCGGCCCGCGCCGUGCCCGAGGCCGCUUGGCCGCCGCCGCCGGUGCCCAUCCUGUCUGCGGAGGAGCUUCUGGGCGGGGAUUCCUGCGAGAAGCCGAGCCCGAGCAGUAACCUCGUCUUGGGAGAGCCACCCUCCGAUCCGUAUGCACCGCAGGUCUGUAAAGCGUGA